UCCAGUGGCUCCAGUUCUGAGGACUAUGCCUGGACACUUCUUUUCCCUGUGUAUUCAUUGGUUUUUAAGCUUCUCGCGAGAUCUGAUACCUCUGUGGGCGGAGGAGCCGGAGAGUUCUAUCUACGCUGCAGGAAAAUGAGUGAAUCUUUGGUUGUGUGUGAUGUUGAUGGAGAACUGGUAGAAAAGCUCCGCAAGUUUCGUUUUCGGAAGGAGACCAAUAAUGCUGCCAUUAUCAUGAAGAUUGACAAAGACAGACAAUUGGUCAUCCUGGAUGAAGAACAUGAGAACAUCUCUCCUGAUGAACUGAAAGAUGAACUUCCAGAAAGGCAGCCACGAUUUGUUGUAUACAGCUAUAAGUACCAGCAUGAUGAUGGUCGUGUUUCUUAUCCUCUCUGUUUCAUUUUUUCAAGUCCUUUAGGAUGCAAACCUGAGCAGCAGAUGAUGUAUGCUGGAAGCAAAAACAAACUUGUACAAACGGUGGAACUUACAAAGGUGUUUGAGAUAAGGAACACAGAAGACCUGACUGAGGAGUGGCUUCGUGAGAAACUUGGUUUCUUUCGUUAGACUGCGGCAGUGUGGUAACGUGUUGUUACCAAGGGAGCAAAUGUAUUUUUUUAACACAUGACUGUCAUUUAUGUUUUUUUUUUUUUUUUUGUAUUAUUUUUGGUCAUUCAACUAUUCUAGAAACCAGUGAUAACAGUUUUGUAGAAAACGAAAAGGAUGGUCUUAGACCAGUAACCAAUAUAAUACUUCAAAAAAAGUGUACCAUAUUACAUAGUGUUGUUCUCAUUAAAUCUUCUGUUCUUGGCCUCCACGUGUUUGCAGCAUUGUGCCAGUAAAUUGUGAUCCAGUUCAAAUGUCUUUAUUUCCUUGUAAGUUUCUAGUAUGCAUUGCAUACAGUGCUAUAAGCAAACCAAAAUGAAUAAUCUUAACCAUUAUUGUCUUUAUUGCUAAUGUCUGACAUCUCCUUCCAAAGGCAAGGGUAAUAUAUUUAGCUUCUGAAUGCAAAGUAUUCUGUGUUAAUUUGGUUAAAAGGAUUUAAGACCAUAAAAACAUUUUACUUCUGCAUUUAUAUGUAAAUUGCAUUUGGAAUGCUCAUGCCACAUGCAUUAGGCACUUCCUUUGAAAUGGACACAUAUUUGAAAAGUCUAAUUUUACUAUAACAUAGAGGACAUUUGUUUCAAGAUUAAGGGAAAACGUCCUCCUCCAAAUAAAAUUAUUUGUGAUAGCAAGUGAUCAUUAUAAGUUUGUUUAUCAUUGCCAUCUUCACUGAGAUGGGAUACAUUUUGACCUUAGUUUGUCUUUUUUCAGUAUUGUAACAUUCUUGUGUUUUAUAAGGGUUUUCUAUACAGUAGAUGCUUGCCUUACUACCAUCCAGUCACCUAUAGGCUUAGUCGGCUAGAUGCAUCAGCUCUAAGUUGUUGUUUGCUUUAGGAUAACCUGAUAUACACUUAAUGGUAUUACUUUUUUGGUUUAUGUUUGUAAUUGCCAUGAUCCUAAAAGCAGUUACUUUCUAUAAGUGAAUUACUAGACAGGUUUUAAUGCUUUAUUAUCUGUGAAAUUGUGUUUUUCAUGUAAAGUAUCUUAAAAAUAGAAGGCCAAAUUUAAAGUGUGCUAAUAGGUAACUGUUAAAUGUUCUAGUCAUAGUGCUCUGGCUAUAACAUACUUAUGCAUGUAUUUCAUGCUUUUUGCAUUGUGGGCCUCGUUUCCCAUGGCUUAUGUUAACUACUGGCUGGAGACGCGCUCUCACAUGGUUUUUGUCAGUAGUAAAUACAGAAAGACUUUUCAGGCUAAACAAAACUAUCUGAUGGCCUUCUGUUGAGCUGAAUCACAUGAUACCCUGUUCCACAUUUUCUUAUUAAUUUUUGACUUACUGUACUGUACUCUAAGCACUGUAUUGGUGCCAAGAAAGACUUGUAGGAAAGUAGAAUGUGUUAUAUUUUGAUACAUGUGAGGUUUGUUUCAGGUACUCCUUAUUCAAAAGAAUGAAUAUGGUGUUCUUUAAAUUACCUACAGAUGUACUUGAAAUAAAUUGAAUUGUUGGGGAGGGUCUUGCAUGCAAAAUGAGGAAGAUAUUUAAAUAAUUCCAGCUUUAGAUUUUUAUUAUCCAAAUGAAGUGUUCAUAGCAGCAUAUCACCAUUUGCAUAGAUAUUUUAGAAAAUCACACAAUAUUGUGUCUAGUAUUUAGUGUAAACAAUUGCUGAAAUACAAGUUUAGAAAUUAAAUAUCCAUUUCAACACUAAAAUUGUUCAUGUUAUGCACUAUUGAAGAAUGACCUAAAACAAUUAAUUUCCCAAAAAUGUUUACUAUUCUUACAAAAAACAAAGUUGUGAACUUUAUAAAGAUGGACCUAAACAGUUCAGUGGGAGACCAUGCUGUCUUCUCAUUUAUUACCAUGCACAGUUAUUGUAUGAAAUUAUUUAAAGUUAGAUUUUUAAGAUCUUGUCAGUAUUCAGUCAUGUCCAACAGCACUUGAAAAUGUGUGUAAUAACAAGGAAUUGUGCAAUCAUUUCUCAUUUGUCUUCCAUAUUCUGCUGUGAGAACUUGUCAAAUUCCUGACAUAACAGAUAUUUAUUAUAGUUUACAACAUCUGUCUCCUAUCCCUUUGUUUUUGUUUAGCUUUAAGUAGCUUUGACUCUAAACUUAAUCCCUCCUGAUACAUUCAUUAUCCAAAGUGGGUUUAAUUGUUUAACUAUAACUUGCAUGGGGACCAAAAAUAUAUACUGCAGUGUUUCCUGCAGGUAUCUUUUAAUUUAUUGAAGUGUGGGAUCACAAACAACUUGUGCAUUCAAAUAUUUCCAGACCUUCAAUAGGGCAUGGCUGUCCUUUGGACAUAGACAUGAAUAGUAGUCUGGGGUGAAGAGGCUUUUAACAUUUCAUGUCCUGAAGUGUUUUUGGUGACCAUAACUUCAGACAUUAACACAGCAGCUUGUAACUACUGAAUGCAUAUAAAGAAAAUCCUCUACUGUAUAGUAGAUACAGUUUGGAUGUGUUAUUUAUUUGUUUCUUCUCUGUGUUGCCCAAUUGCAAGUGGGUCCGCAGUGCCUCUUAAUUAUUUUUUUUUACUAUCUGCAAUUGAUCCUUUUUUUUUUUUUUUUUUUUUUUUUUUUUAUAGCCAAAUAAAUUACACAUUUAGUUUUUCAUUUAUCCUGUUUUGUAUCUUUGUGAGGUCAUGCUUAAGAACAAGAUUGCUCAUUGUACUGAAAUAAAAAUUCUCACACAAGUGUAGAAACUUGUGUUUGUCAUUAGGACUCAUUGUUUUACAUUUGUCAAGUUUUACAGGGUCUGCUUUUACUUUAAGGGCAUUGUAGGUCUUGAACAAACACAAACCCUUCUGCCUUUUCCAUUCAGAAGCAGUAAUUAAGUGACCAUCUUUUGUAUUUUUACUGUUAACUGUACUAAUCUUGUAUUGAUGGGUAUGAAUUAAUAUGAAUACGUAAUUACCUGUUGUAACACCGUUUACCAGCUCAGUGGCUAUUUCAAUCGUCUCAUGUCUGUGACAUGCUGGGCUAGUUAUAAUCUUGUGAGUUUAGGAUAAGUAUUUAUAUUGUUAUAUAUAUUUACUGUUCUUGAAGAUGCAGCACUUUUCAAAGCCCUUUGCCUUGUGUGGUUUAAUGUAAUCAUGGAUGAUUUUCUUACAUACUUCCAAUCAUGGGGUGAAUGAAGGUGUCUUUAUUCUUUUUUUAACCUUUGUAAAAACUUUGCCGAAGAUGGACACAGACACCUGACCAACCUAAACAAGCCUGAUCAUUACCACAGUAUGAUGAAUCCUGGAUUGCUUAGUCUUUUCCCCAGGCUGAAUGUUGUGACUUUGAUUUAUAGCAACAUAAUAAAUAAAGAUGCUUUUGUCAUUCAGCCUUUGACUUUGUUAAAGAUACUAUCUGUUUAACCUUGCUGGAAUUCAACAAAAAUUUAGCUUGUUUUAAUGAUUCAAGGCAUUUCUUGGCUAUAAAUUUUUUUUUUUUUUUUUUUUUGCAAGAAGGGCUUCAAGCAAUUUUGUGCUGCUUUAAUUUCAAUUUGUUUGUUGUUGUGACUUUUUGACCUCUCGGACAGAAUAAAAUCAUUCAUUACAGCAGCAGGCAAGGAUCAGAAAGAAUAGUUUUUAAAGUUGUAAGACUUUCAGGAUGUUGAGUACCACCAUUGUUUUAAUGUAUUUAUAAAUUGUUUUCUCACUAGACUUGGAUAUAAUGUAUACUGUGUAUAACCAAAAACACACGCAGUCAUUUGAAAAUAUUAACCCUUUUUCUGAAUUUAAAUGCACAUUUGCUUGCCCUGUUUUAACUCUCAUUUUUGUAACCCUAAUUGUAAGUCACUGAAGCCCUUUCUGUAGCAUCUUCCUCACAUUAUUCUCCUGAAAUUUGCCAUUCCUUAGAUAUUAAACCUAAUUAGUAACUGCCUCCAGUUUAAUGGUCUUAUUUUGUUACCUUUUGAAAUGUAAAAUAUAAAUCUGCUUUAAAUAUGAAUAUCUUUUGUCUUGUUAAAAUUAAGUAGAUGUAUCUAAUGCCUGUUUUUAUAUUUAAAUAAGUGUUUGGUUUUGGCCCAAAUUGGCUGUGAAAAUUUCUCAGAAUGUGCACUGUUUUUGUGAAUGUAUGGUUGCUUCAAUUUGAUAAGUGCUAUCUUUGAUUCCUUAAAAACAGGUCACACAUCGGAAAUUUUCCCUCAUAAGGAUCAUAAAAUGAUUCUGUAUUUUGUUCUAUCUAAGUGAUAAGUUUUUUUUUUAUGGCUAAAAAUAUAUUUCUAACUUAACCAAGGUAUUUUUAAAAUCUAGUGGUUAAUCAGACAUUUAUACGUUAUUUUAAUUGGUGAAUAUUGUGGGGGUUUUUUUUUUUUUUUUUUAAAGGCUUACAAUUUAGACAGUCUUCUGAUAGACGGACACAUAACUUUAUUAAUCCCAUGGGGAAAUUCGAAAAUUACUGAUUGGCUCUUGAAAAUAAUUUUCCCCACAGCAACCGUAUUAAAAUAUAUUAAUUUGUAACUAUGAUGUAGUCUCAAAUCUUUCUAGUGUUUGCAUUAGAAUUUGUAUUCAGGCUUUUUAACUUUAGGCACAGAUCAUUUUGUCUCCACAAUAACAAAACUAACAGCACUUUGCUAUAUUAGAAUGUGCUCUAGUAUUGCGUUGUAAAAACUUUUUUAAACCUUUGUCCAAAUCAGGAACAUAAUAAAUCAUCUCCAUAUUUAGUUUGCAGCAACAAAACAUUAUGUCUUUGUUUUUGCAAUAAACUGCAACCUUUAAUCAUACCUCAUGUUUAACAAAUAUUAGUGUGUUAUCUGCAUAGAAUUUAAAGUGAUUUAUGUACAGUUUACUGAAACUGGAUAUCAUUUACUGAAUUGGAUAUUCACGCAAAAUUUGGUUUCAGCUUUCAAUGUGUAGUUUUGUUCUGUAAACUGACUGCUUUUUUAAAUAAACAUGGAUUAGAUUUUUUACAUUCAGAAAUGUAUUUUUUUUAAUUUGACCAGUAAACUGGAUACUUGUGGAUGUUUUCCUGUAUUUUCUAAUGAAGUUCAAAGAAUCUGGUUAAAUUUCUCCUACUUGAAUAGUUUACUAAAUAAGUGAUUAAUUUACAUGAUUUUGUAAAACAGUGCAGUAUACACAGUUUACUGACUGCCAAAACUCAAGGUGACAUUCUACUUCUCUGCUCUGACAUAUACUGUAUGUUAAAAGCUAAAAUCCAAUGAGAAGGGGAAGCAAAAUGACACAUUUUAUUGGCUAACUAAGUAGAUUACAAUAUGCAAGCUUUCAAGGCAGCUCAGGCCCCUUUUUCCGGCAAGGUGUAAUACAGAAAGUGGAGUUACCUGUGUUUAUACAGUAUAUACACCAGGAAAGAUGUCCACUUUUAAAACCCUUCUGAGACAUCUUUAGUGUUAUUAACAGACCUCCCCAAUCUAAAGGUCUGUUAAUAUUUGAUAUUAUAGUUGCAUCGUAAGCUUUCUUAUUAGUUAGCCAGUAAAAGGUGUAAUUUUGCUUUGCUUCUCAUUGCAUCCGUAAAUGACUAACAGGGUACAUUACUCUUACAACUACAAAGCUAAAGUAGAAAUGCAUUUUUUUUCCUUCCUGUAAAAAUCAUGGGAACAAUUCCGAUAAAGAAAGCACGUUGCUUGUUCUAAUGACAGAUCUUAAAGGAACUGGAUAGUUUCUGGUUAGUUUGUAUUUCUUUUGCUAUAUGCUGCUUAGAAUAUUUAGAUUUAUUUCAUACAGUUCACCAGUUUUCUGUUUCUUGCCUGGUGCACUUGUGGUCUGUAUACAAAUCAGUAGGACAUGGGUGUGUGAAAUCUGUGUUUUGUUAUUUACCUCAAAAGACGUGCAAAGUUAAAUCUACAAAUAAAAACAAUGCAUUGAUGUU
Molecule: messenger RNA, 6341 nt
Organism: Erpetoichthys calabaricus (reedfish)
Lineage: Eukaryota; Metazoa; Chordata; Cladistia; Polypteriformes; Polypteridae
Gene: gmfb
Product: glia maturation factor, beta
Exons: 7
Coding region: 136-564 (142 amino acids)
Biological process (GO): actin filament debranching; negative regulation of Arp2/3 complex-mediated actin nucleation
Cellular component (GO): actin cortical patch
Molecular function (GO): actin binding; Arp2/3 complex binding
Source: RefSeq, a predicted model, not a curated record